Molecule: messenger RNA, 2121 nt
Organism: Acanthopagrus latus (yellowfin seabream)
Lineage: Eukaryota; Metazoa; Chordata; Actinopteri; Spariformes; Sparidae
Product: leucine-rich repeat-containing protein 43-like
Exons: 12
Coding region: 157-1968 (603 amino acids)
Molecular function (GO): protein binding
Source: RefSeq, a predicted model, not a curated record
GAGCCCCAGCUGUUGCCAGGCAACCGACAACCAAAAGGUGUAAACAGUGAACAAAAGAGGUCCUUUUCCCCUGAAAGACUGACCAGUGACAGACUGACCGCACAUGGGUGCUGUAGCUACUUUCUCCUGUGUGUUAUAAGUGUCAUGCAGUGACUAAUGUUGGCGGGCAUGAGCUCAAAAACACUUUCUGCUGAGAUCGAGAAGCAGAUUCGCCGCCUCUGUCUGAAUGACUUUCCUUGUGGAAAUGGCAGCUGGAGGAAGGAAAAAGACGGAACAGAGGCAGCAGAGACGGAGGACACAGACGCCCUCCUGGAUCUGCUGAGCUGCCCUCACUCUCCCUGGACGUACGAUGAAUCAUGGAGCCCUCAAGCUCCGGCCCUGAGACAGCUGGCCGUGCUCGCACCUGAGCGCCUGCACGCCGCCUUCAUUUACAAUUACUUUACUACACUUCGUAUUGUGGACAAAGAUGUGUCGGUCAUCGACAGCGGCCUGUUGAAAUUCUCAAAGCUGGAGGAGUUGGUGCUGAGUGCUAACAAAAUCUCUGAAAUCCCUGUAGAAAACCUUCCCCGCACUUUGAAGGUUUUGGAGCUACGUGCCAACCGGCUGUCUGAUCUAAACAGACUCACCAGCCAGCCUCCUCCUCACCUACGCUACCUCAGCCUUGGCUCAAGCAGUCUGGGUUCCCAUGAAGACAUCUCUAAUCUUACAGGAAGACAUUGGCCACAGCUCGUGUGUCUGGACCUGAGUGACUGUGAGUUUCAGGACCAGCAGGUUCUGAUGAACGCCUUGAGGACGCUCCCCCACCUCAGGACGCUGGUGCUGGAGGGAAACCCCUUCACUCUUGCAUCCUGCUACCCGGGCUUCACCCUGGACAGUCUCCCACAGCUCUCCUACCUGGACGGUUCAUGGAUCUCCCCUGAGGAAAGACAGUGUUUUAGGGGCUUGGCCAAGAUGAGUGAUCUGAUAGUGGACCAGGCUUCAGUGUCAGUGAGGGUUGGCAGGAUGAGGGGAAUCCCAGACCCGAUGAUGAGAGCGGGCAACAGCACUCCAGACUUUCCUGUCGUCACCUACAGAUAUUUCAUCACAUACGAGUUCCUCAGUCACCAGACACCUGUUAACCUAAAAUUCGACAGUGAGCCUGAAUGUGAGGCAGCAGCCACGGCACAUGUGAAAGAGGGCUGCUCCAGUGAUGCUGACCUACCAUCGAGCAAAACCUGUGAAAAAGAAACGUCCAAAACAGACACACGUGACCAGAAGGAGUAUACGGAGGGGAGCUGCCAUGACACUGCCCACGUAUCAAGACACAGCACUUCAAAGCUGUCAUGGUCGGAGUGCAUGGACUUCAGCGACACACGAACCUACAACAUCAGUGAUCUCAGAGGCUUAAAGAGAUUCCUCAAUCAAGGAUUUUACCUGAGGAUAGAGGAGGAAAAGGUCCUGGCAUGGCCUGCAGUUUCCGAAGACGUCAAAUCCAGCCAGACUGCUAAAGAAAAGAAAGGCAGGAAAGAGUCUGCAAUCAAAUCUGGUUCCACCAAAGACAAGUCUAAAGACAAAAAGAAGAAAUCCGUACCCGAGCUGGUCCAGGACACACCCGUCAGAAGGCUCCUUGGCUCAGUCCAUGUACCUCUGCAAAGCCUCGUCAAAGGAGGCGAAAAGGUCGAUGUUCUCUGUGGCCUUGGUAGCCUGCGUGUGGAGUCUGAGGUGGAAGCUACGCAAACACUUGACAAGGAUCUGAGAAAGAAAAUCAAAGAGGACAAGAAGAAGGAGGACAAGCGAUCAAAGUGCAGAGGAGGCAGUAGGACUGGGCAGAGGAACACCACAGCCUCAGAAGUAGGCAAAGAAGAUGGACGGAAGAAAUCUGAGACGGACGUCCUCACAGGGAACUCUGUGGAGUUGAGGGUGGAGCUGGAGAAAUGGCAGUCUGCAUCUGAAGCUCGUCAGCUUCUGCUCCCACACCAGAGCUCCUAAAGCAAACAACCUGGUUUAUCUGAGCACCUUAACCAGGCUUACAUUUUUAAAACCAGGAUUUUAUUUUUUAUUUUUUUUUUCAGUUUCAGACCAAAUGUAAGUUAUCCCUCUAGUCUUAACCAGUGCUCAAAUAAAAAAUCCUACAACUUACAA